Cuscuta epithymum is the source of this 2308-nucleotide messenger RNA. The record is from the annotation of a GenBank genome assembly. NCBI's taxonomy places the organism in Eukaryota, Viridiplantae, Streptophyta, Magnoliopsida, Solanales, Convolvulaceae.
GGUCUAUCAUUUAGUACGAAUCCUUAAGGAAACCAGAUAAAAUUAGGGUUUUAUCGUUUCUGCCAUAUUAAUACAUCAAUUUUCCAGACGAAGAACUUGGUUGCGUUAAUUUAUCAGAAAAUUUUUACCUAAACGUAUAACUAAGGGUGUAUGUGUAUUGAUUGCCGCUGAUGGGUGAGAUUUGGGAGAAAGCGGUGGAGACAGCUUUGGACGGCCAAAAGGACUUCUCUUCCGUGCGUAGCUUAACUCUGGACGGUCUUGUGAAGUGCGUCAAUGGCCGUUUGCCUCCACCUUCGCUUUUCGAGAGGUUUCAGAACCUCCAGCACUUAUCUAUCGCAAGCAUUGGAGUCUCCACUUUGGAACACUUUCCUCGGCUUCAGAACUUGCAGAAGUUAAUUUUAUCGGACAAUAGAAUCUCUGGUGGUCUGGAAUUCCUUGUAAAAGCUGGUUUGCAUUCGCUCCGAGACCUGGAUUUGUCCAAUAACCGGAUUCAGGAUGUAACAGUACUUAGUCCGCUAGCAGAGCUUAAGCUUAUUUCGCUUGAUCUGUACGAGUGUCCUGUUACAAAGGUUAAGGAUUACCGAUCUAAUGUUUUAGGACUUAUCAAGUCCUUGAAGUACCUCGAUAAGAUGGAUGCAGAGGGAAACGAGCGGCCGGAGUCAGAUGAGGAGGAGGACGAUGAGUCUGAUGAGGAAGAUGAUGAAGAUCCGGGGAGUGGAGAGGUUGAUGGUGAAGAUCGGCCCCAUACGGCAUCUAAUGGACGUCAGUCCUGGAGUGACAAAGUGAUUGACGUGGAUGAAGAUGAGAGCGAUGCUGAUGAGGUUGAACUGGACACUUCUAGAGGGGCUAGUGAGGCUAGUCCAAGCCGGUCUCAUAAUCUGUCAAAUGGUUUUAGAGUUGCAAAGGCGAAGUGCGAUGAUGAAGGCGAUGAGGAAGAUGAUGAGGAUUCUGAUUGGGAUGAGGAAAUCGAUGAAGAUGAUGAAGAUGAUGUGCUAGAGGUUCAUAAUAUUGAAGAUGGUGAUGAUGAGGACGAUGAGGAUGGUGUGGAAGACGAUGAUGAAGAUCUAGACGAUGGUGAAGAUGGAGAGGAAGUGGAUAAUGAUGAUAGUCUGGUUGGGGAUAAACAGAGUACAGAUUUGAUUGCUAGCACCGAGGGAGAGAUUGAUGGACAUGAUGGUGAAGAAGAUAGCGAUGAAGAUGAAGAGGAGAAUGUAGAGACUGGCGAGGACGAUUUUGAUGAUGAGGAUGACGUGGAUGAGGAGGAAGAAGAAGACAAUGGAGCUGGGUACUUGGUUCAGCCAGUUGGGCACAGUGAAGCUGGUGCUGCUAUCAGGAUAAGUCAUGGAGAUGAUGGAGAAGAAGAUGAUGAAGAUGGUGAAGUUCAGGAGUUGGCAUCUUUGAAGAGGAAGAGGGAAGAAGAAGACGGAGAUGAUGACAGCGAUGAAGAAGACGACGAUGAAGAUGAUGACGGCGACGAUGACGAUGAUGACAGCAAUGAUGGGGUGUUAGAGAAUGGCAGGCCACCAAAGCGCCAGAGGUGAUGAUGGCCAUGGCUAUGCAAAGGUGGAAAGUCCACUGCUCUCCAGUCAUGAAUGAGCCUUUACCUGGCGUGCGUGUGUUGUUGGCGGGACCAAAUAUAUAUAUCCAUAUUUUUCGAGGGAAAUUUGUGAUGAGGAUGUGGUGCUUUACUCCUCUCACAGUAGAAUGUUUAAAAAAAACGGUCGUGGAUUGAUUCUUCUUGUUAUGUAUUUCCCGCGGAUAUUAGACUUUGCUGCUCCCUCCAAUUUGAUUCAAAUGGCAGUUAGGAAGUUGUUGCUCAACCCGCCUUAUGUUUUCAUUUCAAAUGAGGUUUUUUUUUGUCAAAUGGAGGGAAACAAACCCACAAACAACCCACCUAAGGCUCUCUCUCUCUACUAGGGUUUAGCGCGCGCGCCUAAUGAAGUUUUGAAAUAAAAGAAGUCGAAAUGGAUAGAUCCUCCAGCGGAUUUGCAAGUUGCAACGGACCGUUGCGUCUUCCUCGUACUGUGUUUGUAAUGGAAUGGAGGGAGUGGGUGCUAUUCAGCUGAUGAUCGAGGUGUUAGUGUGACGUGGCUUCAUCCACAUUGUGUAUUUGUGUAUAGUAGACGUUAUAUUAAACGAGAAGGAACAUUUUAAUUUCAUUUUGCCUUUGAUGCCAGAUGGCAGUUUUUGAUAUGCUGUUGUAUUCUAUUUACCCUGUAAUCAAGCAUUCAGCAAAUUAUUCUGACAUUUGUACACAUGUGCUUCUCGUUGAUGAUCAAUAAAUCCCAAAAUAGAAAGCCAAACAUCC